Messenger RNA from Trypanosoma theileri, 1242 nucleotides. RefSeq lists its product as uncharacterized. The record is from RefSeq and is a predicted model, not a curated record. The transcript has a single exon. NCBI's taxonomy places the organism in Eukaryota, Euglenozoa, Kinetoplastea, Trypanosomatida, Trypanosomatidae. Bases 1 to 1242 code for a protein of 413 amino acids.
AUGACAGCAUUACCGGAAUCACUGCAGGUUAAUGAUCAUCUCGAACUCUUUCUGAAGAAUAAAACUGCGGCUGUGGCUGGAGAUGAAAGAGAAGUGGAGGUUGGAUCUGCUUAUUGUGAUCUCUCAACGGAGACACAAACACUAUCGCAUCUCUUUGAUAGACUUAUGGAGAAAUUAAAUGAAACACGACGGGAAUGCCGUGCGGAUCGCAUUGCCCUCACCAGAGAGGUGGAGACACAACUGCGCGAUAUUCGCACAUCUGCUGUGACCACUCGAAGUCAACAGGAACAACUGCAGCGGGAGAUGCGGGCACUGCAGGAGAAACUGCAGAACGCCGCUCUUCAACGGGCCUCCACUAUUCGCAGCAGCACCGAUCGCCUCGCUGUGCACACACUGGCGAAGACAUCGCAACAACUCCGCCGGGAUGCGCAGCAGGCACUCAGUGCGGUGGAGUUGUUGCGGACCGCCGUCUUUCACGACCGCCUCACGCGGGAGGAGCGGCAGAAGUGUGAGGACGAAGAGGACGCGGAGAUGGAAUUGCGGCUGCAGCACACAGAGACAACCACCGCAGCCCUCCAACGCAAUUUACGCCGAUUGCACGCGGAGAAUCAACAACUCACACGACUGCUGCAGUCCAUCGUGGGAGCCGUGCGGGGGCUGGAGCCGCAAUUGGCCCAACAACAGCGGCAAGUGGAGGAGACAAGAGAGGCAUUUCAUCGACUGCGGGCGGCCCACACACGACUGGAGGGAACAAUGGAAUCGCUAAUACACCACACUGAACAGUAUAAGGCCUCACACGAUGCGGUCCUGCGCCGAUUGGAGAAAAGUGUGAAGGAGUUGGAGCAGCAAGUGAAAAAACAACAACAACAACAACAAGAGGAGGAAGAGCGGUAUAGGUAUGGUGAAGGAAAAAGGAUGAAUCUUAUCACUGGUAAUGUGAGUAACAGUAGCAUUAGCAACAGUGCCAAUAAGAAGAAGAAUAUGAAUCCUAACAAUGACCGCAUUGAAGGAGGGAUAAUAAAUGAGAGUAGAAUGUGGCAGCAGAAUAACUCUGGAGUGAUGAAUAAUGAGAGUACAAACCGUCCGUUGCAACAACGUUUAGAACUUUUCUACAGAAUUUACAACCCAGAUAAGAUUCCCUCUAUUGCGACUAUUAUCGAAGAAUAUAUGGGGGCUGAGGAGGAACUCAUGGCAGCACUUGAAGUGCACUAUGAUGCUUUUGGUUUUUUUUCACAUUACUAG